AGUUUCAUUUCACUGCUGGUGUACCACUACAUUCAUGCAUGUGACAAAUACGAAUAUGCCUCAUGAAUCUUGAAAUGUCCUUUGUAAAUAGCCUUCUGCAUGUGGAUCGAUGUGUCUGCGUAUGAUUAAACACGUUUAAGAGCAUCAACUAGAGCUCUAUUUCCUAAGAGUCUAACUUGCAGGCGGUGCUCCUUUCCUGUUGGGGUGUAGAUCUCGUUUCGAGCCACAAAGCAGAUCAGUCAACUGCUACCCUCGCGCUUUGAUCGGAGGAAGGUCUACAGGAAGCUACAGAACUUAAUGCUCAAAGGAAAUGCAUCGAUGUCUGUAUCAUCAUCUCCUCUUUUGGAUUUUGGUGCUGGUUGUGAUGCAAUGGGGCCUCUGCAAGGAAGAAUGUAUUAAGACAGCCAUCAAGUCCUGCAGCGACUGCAUCCAAUCCGGCCGCUUCUGUGCCUGGUGCAAACAGCUGAACUACACCAAGCAGGGUGAUGUGGACUCUGUGCGAUGCGACACACGAACGGAGUUGGAGAAGAAAGGCUGUGAGGAGACGAACAUCAUCUAUCCAAAGAGCACUGCCCAUAAUACGAAGAACAGACCACUGAGCAUAGAGAGCGGUUCGGAGAAAUUCCAGAUCCAACCUCAGGGAGUCAAACUCAUACUUAGACCAGGUAUGCCACACACUUUCUCAGUCAAGUUCAAACGUGCGGAAGACUACCCAGUGGAUCUGUACUACUUGAUGGACCUUUCCUAUUCUAUGAAUGACGAUCUACAAAACGUGAAGAAACUUGGAAAGUCUUUGCUGGAAGUUUUGCAGCAGACGACCACCAAAGCACGUAUAGGUUUUGGGUCAUUUAUCGACAAGACCGUUCUGCCAUUCACAAACACCCACCCAGAAAAACUGCAAAAGCCAUGUCCAGAUGAAGAGAAGAAUUGCCGGCCUGCGUUUGGAUACCAACAUGUGUUGAGCCUGACGGACAAUGUGGAUACCUUUACCGAAACGGUGUCCAUCCAGAACAUCUCGGGGAAUCUGGACAGGCCAGAAGGAUCUCUCGAUGCCAUCAUGCAAGUGGCAGUCUGUGGGGACAAAAUUGGCUGGGGGAACAGCACUCGGCUGCUUGUAGUGGCUACAGACGAUGGAUUUCACAUGGCAGGUGAUGGGAAACUGGGCAGCAUUUUUGAACCGAACGACGGCCAGUGCCACCUGGAUGAAGACCUGUUGAACAGCAAAAACAAUGAAAUGGACUAUCCUUCUGUAGGGCAGGUGGCCACAAAGUUAGCAGACAACAACAUCCAGACCAUCUUUGCUGUGACUGAGAGAGUGGAAUAUGUGUAUAAGGCCCUGACAGAGCUCAUUCCCAAGUCUGAAGUUGGCGCUCUAUCGAACGACUCUAGCAACAUUGUGACACUGAUCAAAGAGGCGUAUGAGAAACUGUCGUCAAAUGUGAUCUUGAGCCAUGAGGAGCUUCCAGAUGGUGUUACUGUCACCUAUUCAUCACACUGUAAAGGUGGAGACAUUACCGGCACAACAGGGAGGUGUAACAAUGUCAAGCAUGGAGAGGAGGUCAUUUUCAACGUGACAGUGACAGCGACACGGUGCAUGGAGGAGCAAAUGUUUCGCAUCAGAGCCCUGGGCUUCAUAGACACAGUGACAGCGAAUGUAUUGACACGCUGCGAGUGUGAUUGUGAUGACAGCGCUCAUCACAGUAACCAUAGUCACUGCAAUAAUAGGGGCAAAGUCGUCUGCGGCACUUGCAGCUGCCAGGAAGGAUUUGCGGGACAGACCUGCCAGUGCGAGCUGAAGGAGUCGAGCCUGGAGCGGCAGAACGAGGCCUGCCGGUUGAAUAACGGCACAGAAUGCUCCGGCCAGGGGGAGUGCGUGUGCGGCCUCUGUGAGUGCCACGCCAGCAAGGAGGGCAUCCAAUUCUACGGGACCUACUGCCAGUGCAGCAACACCAGCUGCGAGUCCCACGGCAACAAAAUAUGCGCAGGGAAUGGGAAGUGUGACUGCGGCAAGUGCAUAUGCAACGCCGGGUAUGGGGGGUCGGCGUGCCAGUGUAAGAUGUCCCUGGAAGAGUGCAUGACGAACAAGAGCACCGAGGUGAUGUGCAGUAAACGGGGAGAAUGCGAGUGCGGCGUCUGCAGGUGCAAGGAGGGCUACGAGCUGCCGUACUGCGAGGAAUGCACUGCCUGCAGCUCCCCCUGCUCCAAAUAUGCGAGCUGUAUUGAGUGUAAGGGUUUUGAAGCUGGCCCGUUACAAAAAAACUGCAAUGGGGUUUGCACACAUCUCAACAAUGUUAUGAUGGUGGACAGUCUCAGAAGCAAAAAGCCCUGCAGAGAGAAGGACUCACAGAACUGCUGGAUGACCUACGUGAUGAAAGAGAUGGAUGGCUUUGACAGAUAUGAAGUUCAGAUUCUGAAGCAGAGAGAAUGCCCACCUCCACCAAACAUAGGGGCCAUAAUUGGAGGGGCAUUUACUGGAGUAGCCCUGAUUGGACUAUUCAUCCUGCUCGUUGUCAAAGCGGUCAUUUGGUAUCAAGACUUGGUGGAGUACAAAAAGCAUGAGGAAGAGCGUUUAAAGGCGAAGUGGUCCACCCAGGAAAACGUUCUAUUCAAAGCAGCAACAAGCACAGUCCAAAAUCCCUUUUACACCGGAGACUGAUGGACCAGUGGAACCCUUCUCCAGCACUGAACAUACCUCCGAUAAUGUAUAACAUAACAUAAGAAUCGUUACUGUCACUACAUAGAUCAGCGGGGGAGCAGGACAGCAGUAUCAAUUUUAAAUAUGGGGGAACGUGGGGGCGCAGGACAGUCUUGCAGCAGUUAUGGGGGAAAAGCUGUUUUUGAUCCAAUACGAUAUGAAACCAUUUCUAGUGAUUACGGGCCUUGUGGCUUCUGCAGUGCUGUGUGUUACCGUCUUGGAUGGUUCACAACUUCUGUGCUUCUCCUCAUCCAUUAUUUCAGGAUUUUCCUCAGCCGUUUCUUUACUUUAAACUGUAUUAUACCAAUCCUGUUAAAUUAUAUAUGUUUCUUUGGCAGCUCUUCUUAUCCUGAUGUUAUAUGUUUAUACUGUGUAAAAAAAAUUUGGAAAUUAUAUGAUAUAUGUAAAAAGAUAAAUGAAGCGAGGGCAUGUACAUGCUUAUGUUUUUAAAAACAUUAAAAAAAAAUUUUUGUUUUAUUUCCAUCCAUCCUGCUUAAACGUAAAUACAAAAGUGGUUUCGUUUGUGUGUAACUGUCGCCUCACUGCUGCAGGGUCAAAGAUUUGAAUCCCGUGUCUGUGUGUGCGUGUGUGAUGUGUGUGUGUCUGUGUGUCUGUGUGUGCGUGUGUGAUGUGUGUGAUGUGAUGUGUGUGUGAUGUGUGUGUUUGUGUGCGUGUGUGUUUUCAUAUUCUUCCCAUAUAGUGCAGGUUCCCCUCCCAUUUUUGGUGUAUGAGGUUGAAAAUCGAUGGAUGUUUGUUUACUAAACAAAAGAUUACAUUAUGAUUUCUGUAAAAAUGAUACGAAGCCUUAAUUUGCAAUUUGCACAAGUACAGGUACUUUGGAAUUCUUAUUUUUCACAUAUAGUCAGGAAUGGACAUAAUUGAUACGCAAGUUCGCAUUCACCUUUAAGAACGAUACGUGCGACAAUCGAUUGUGGUAACUGUAAAUGCUAUGAAAACAAAAUAAUGCAUUUUAAUCUUUAUAUGCUAACUCCACUUCAUUUGCAGUAUACAUGUUAAAAUGCAAGCUAUUUUCUUGUCAUAACAGCAAAAUUAUUGUAAUACAGAAAAGUACAAAUAAAACUUUCUAUGGGUAAGUGUCCAA
Messenger RNA from Paramormyrops kingsleyae, 3797 nucleotides. Its product is annotated as integrin beta-2-like. Gene Ontology annotation, cellular component: integrin complex; focal adhesion; cell surface. The record is from RefSeq and is a predicted model, not a curated record. Lineage: Eukaryota; Metazoa; Chordata; Actinopteri; Osteoglossiformes; Mormyridae. Gene Ontology annotation, molecular function: protein kinase binding; amyloid-beta binding; integrin binding. Gene Ontology annotation, biological process: integrin-mediated signaling pathway; cell-matrix adhesion; leukocyte cell-cell adhesion.